This is a messenger RNA of Durusdinium trenchii, 681 nucleotides long. NCBI's taxonomy places the organism in Eukaryota, Dinophyceae, Suessiales, Symbiodiniaceae. The record is from the annotation of a GenBank genome assembly.
AUGGCCGGGGCAUCAAGCUUCUUGCAAUCCCGCCAGCCAGAGCAGGUCUUCACCAUUGGAGGCGACUGCUCGGUGGACCUGGCCCCUAUGAGUUACUUGCGGUGGCGCUACCCCAAGCUCCUAGUGGCCUACAUCGAUGCCCAUGCAGAUCUCAAUGCGGAGUGGGAGUCGCCCUCGGGGCACUUCCAUGGGAUGAGCCUCCGAGCGUUGCUGGGUACUGCACCUGAAGACUUGCAGCCCCGGGUGCCGCUGGAGGCAGCUCGCUUGGCUUUGCUCGGUGCCCGCGAGUUGGACUCUUCUGAGCAGGUGUUUGUGGAAAAGAAUGAGGUGCGGUUAUUGAGCACAGCUGAUUUGAAAGUCCAGGAUGCAGCCCAGGUGCUGGUUGACAUGGCUGGCGACGGCGUGGUGCACGUCCACCUGGAUUUGGACGUCCUGGAUCCCGUGGAGUUUCCUCAUGUGAACGUGCCAGCCGAAGGAGGCCUCAGUGUGCAGCAGUUGCUGCGCCUCUUGCACAGCAUCUCCGCUGCCUUCCCUGGCCGUAUUUGUGGGGUGACCCUGACGGAGUUUCGGCCACGUGGCCAGGUGAAGGGUCUUGACAAGUUGCUGGAGAGCUUUAUGGGGCCCGACGGCCUAGAUCUUGCCAAGCAGGUGGCCAGCUGGCGUUCAGUGAGCAGAGAGUGA